Molecule: messenger RNA, 612 nt
Organism: Vicia villosa (hairy vetch)
Lineage: Eukaryota; Viridiplantae; Streptophyta; Magnoliopsida; Fabales; Fabaceae
Product: non-specific lipid-transfer protein 1-like
Exons: 2
Coding region: 65-421 (118 amino acids)
Biological process (GO): lipid transport
Cellular component (GO): membrane
Molecular function (GO): lipid binding
Source: RefSeq, a predicted model, not a curated record
AUACCUUAAAACACCCAUCACCUCACCCUCACCCACACACUUGAAUUCAAGUACAAAACAAUCAAUGGCUAGCUCAAUGGUUACACUUACUUCCUUGGUUGUACUGUGCUUGGUUUUGGCCACUCCCUUAGCUAAUGCUGCCCAAUCAUGUGGCCAAGUGCAACUAACUGUUGCACCAUGCAUUGGUUACCUUAGAAGACCAGGCCCAUCUGUCCCAGCAGCAUGUUGCAAUGGAGUUAGAACUGUUUUCAACCUAGCCAAAACUGUCUCUGAUCGUCAGGCUAAUUGUAGGUGCCUCAAAUCCACUUCACUCAGCUUGCCUGGACUCAAUCUUCCUGCCCUUGGUUCCCUCCCUGGCAAGUGUGGUGUCAAUGUGCCAUACAAAGUUAGCCCCACCAUUGACUGCAACAAGGUUACCUAAUGAGGUUCUUGGAGGGCUUGUGCUUGCUUGAUGAAUAAGUAUUAAGUAAUUGAUACUUGGUUUGUUGUAAUAACCAAGACAGAAUAAAGAAAAUGGCUUAACUUCUCUUUAAUUGAAUCUCCUAGAGAUUCAUAUGCUAUGUAUUUCGAAAAUAAUUAAAAUAAAACCUACUAUGCUUGGAUUUACUAUCA